Messenger RNA from Meleagris gallopavo (turkey), 412 nucleotides. The record is from RefSeq and is a predicted model, not a curated record. NCBI's taxonomy places the organism in Eukaryota, Metazoa, Chordata, Aves, Galliformes, Phasianidae.
AGGGAGGACACCCGCGUGCCGGUCUGUCCAGUGGCGGGGUCCUUGGCCAGCUAUAUGGUGACCAGAGCGGAGACGCAGAAAUGCUCGGACUUCUGGAUUUAUUUGGAGACGGGCACGUCCCCGCAGGAGCACCGCAUGGCUGACAGAGUGCCGCAGCCUGCAGACAACCUGCUUGGCCUGGAGGAUGCAGAGAGAGUGCCACCACCCGUGAGGAGGAACAAAUAUGGGGACGUCGUGGAGUAGCCAGGAGCACAGUGUGCUAUGCCCACAUCCUGCAGCUGCUGCCCUCAACCCUUCUGUUUGCUUGCUGUGCCCCUGCAGUGUGGGAGACAUCUGCAGUGCUGCAGGGGAGCUCAGAGGGGUCCCCAGCAAUUCUGUGUGAGCACCCAAUAAAAGUCCCGAGCUGAAUGCA